ACUCUCAGCGACCAGAAAUAACGCCAAGCGACCCUGUACCGCUGCACGGUGCUCCCAUUGCAAACAAUUGAAAAAAUAAAAAAUAAAAAACAAAAAAAAUAAAAAUACGCUGGCCUCAGGAAAAAAAGCUUUAGUAGUCACACGGCCUUAGAUCUAGUACAAUAGCUGGACUUUUCUUUGAGUGAGGAGCUGUUAAUUUUAUUAGUGAAACAGAGAAAACGCACCACACGUUGAUUAGAUCUCUUCAAAGAUUACAAGGUUUAAGAGUUUUAUAAGCAACCCCCGAAAAGGCAUGAGCUCUUACGAUGUUUUGCUGGAGUUAUACGGUGAAUUGUAGGAGUUUAAGGUGAUUUUACAAAAGUAAAAGGAGUUUUCAAGGAUCCUAUAAACUCAAAUAAAUCAUCUUAAAAUCAUCAGUCAAGUCUCGGCCAUCAUUCGGGCGGGUCUGCUACAAUCUGUGUUACUGAGCUGCUGAUCAUUUCUGAACACACAGAUCACCUCUGGUGACUCAGAAUGCUUGCAGUGGAAUUUCUUGUGUUCAGCACCCUAUCAGUUGCUUGGUGUCAUUCGGACAUCUUGGUGUCAGUCCCUCAAACCCUGAACACCACUAACGGUCUCUGCCUUAUGAUUCCCUGCCUAUUCACCGUUCCAAAGGAGAAAGAGGAAAUGCUUGACAAUUCCACAGUACUGACAUGGAGAAGAGGAUCUCUGUGGACCAUCUAUGAUACAGCUCAUUUCAAUGCCACACACCGUCAGCUAGAGCCUCUGACUGAGGUGGUGGGUGACCUACAAAAGAAAAACUGCACUUCUGUCAUGAGGAAUCUCAACAGCCUGCAUUCAGACCGUUAUUUCUUCAGGCUUCAAACUAAACACUUUAUUUGGACUGAAACAAAAGCUGUACUGAUAACUGUGUCAGUUUCCAUGCCUGAGCCGACUGUGAUGGUGCCAGUACUCAAGGAAGGUGAGCAGGUGAAUCUGACCUGCACUGUUCCAGCUCCUUGCCCCAGUCACUCUCCAAAUGUAACUUGGGUUCCUGCAUUAGGUGGUAACAUAACACGGGAAACACGGCUGAAUGCUGAUGGGACUUUGAGUCUUUUUGACAUUUUGCAAUUUGUCCCCUCAUUUCACCAUCAUGAGCUGAAAGUGAGCUGUGUUUCCAUUAAUCCUCUACACAGAGAGGACAAACCACUGCUCAGCCGCAAGACCAUCAUCCUCCAUGUGCAAUAUCCUCCCAAGAAAACUUGGAUCUCUCUAACGGGUUGGGUCAGGCUUGGCAAUAAUUUGACCCUCAUGUGUUUAAGUAAUGCCAACCCUCCAGCAUCCCACAGGUGGUUCAGGCAAUGGGCAGGUAAAGAGGAAGAACUGGGCAUUACUGCACAAGUCAUUUCCUUCACUGCGACCCAUGAGAAUAGUGGAGAAUACAUUUGUGAGGCGCAGAAUCUACUGGGAGGAAUGAACUCCACAAAGCUACUGAUCGAUUUGCCAGGCAUAUACUUCAUUGCAUUGCUCCCAAUUUUGGCAGCGCUCUUGUUGCUUAUGUUUGCAGUCAUCCUUUACCUGAUUUAUAGAAGGUGCAAAGGAUCAAAUAUACAUGACACGAAUGAAAAUCUGAAUAUUUAUGCCAAUGUGUCUGCAAGCGCAGCAGAAACCCAGCAACUUCAAUCAAGGCCAUGUGGGGAAAAGGACAUGUUCACAUUCGAUGAGAAUGACCCCGAUGAAAGCAUCUAUGCAAACUGUUGAAAUGAGGAAUGGGACAUUUUAAACACUGUCCUUUCAAAGAUCAGCCUUGAACAACUGAUCCACUAUCGGUAUUAUAUUGGUAAUGACAUUUUUGAUAAGCUUGAGCAUUUUGUACACAGAACUAAUUCUUCUACAAUUACAUUCAGAAUGACAGUGGGGACCACAAUUUUCAGUCCAAAUUGAGUAAAUGGAUUUCAAAUUCUGUAAAAAGUUUAGAUACUCCUACUAGACUUUGAUUUGCACACAAAGUAAACAAAACUGUAAAUCUGUAUUGCGCAGAGUCAAACUUGAUCUCCAUAGAGUCUUAUCCAACACAGGAAAUACAGAAUAAACGGUGUUCUCAGUUAUUGAUUUUAUUCCCACAGUCUUUGAGUACAUACCCACCCAAUGAUUCUGAAGAUAUUGAAGGUCACACAGGUCUGGGAAUAUUAGUUCUCAGUUCUAGUGUGACAUGUUAUGUUGUGUUUUAUUUAGCACAACUUUACUGCAUUACAUGUCUGUGACCAGCAGAUGUCCUCAAUGUGCAGUAUUUUGAGCACUUUGAAAAAGUGACUCCUUUGCACCUUUCAGAAGGCUUUGUUUGUCCCAUCACUUCCAACCAUAGUUAAGUUGUUGUGGAAAUAAAAACAGGUUGUUACACAUUUUGUGAAAGGCGGUACACAAAGAUUUUGCUUACAUCAGGAAGAAGGAAAAUCACAAUUCCGUAAUAUUUCCAUAUUCUUUUAUAAUCGUAGGAACCCUGACUGUAAGAAAAGCCCAUAGGUUAACAGGUCUGGGACAGAAAAACAUUAGGCUACCUGUUUAAAAUAUAAAAUCACUUUUACAUAGACAAAAACAUGGCUGUGCAACAUUCUUAACAGUGUUAAGCAAAAUCCUAAACAAUGUUAAUGAAAUAAAGCCCAACCUUGGACAAAUUAACAGGCGUUUUUCAAAAGUCCAUUUACUCCAAUGAAAUAUUCGGGCUGAAUGGAAUGGUUUUUGUUUCUUUGUUUUAGGCGAACACAACUAUAACCAUAUAUAAGGGAGCUAUCAUUUAUAUUUUCAAAUUUUUCAGUCUAGCAUUUACAAUCUCAAGCUACUUUUAUUCAUUUAGCAGAUGCUUUUAUUCAAACUUAAGAGUUAAAAGGGAAGAAUAAAACACAAGCGAUUCAUCAUAAGGAGACAUAACAUUACUAGUGUAAUUACUAGUAAUCUAGGGCCAGUGUCCUGUAAAUAUAUGCUACCUAUCAGAAUGUGCUACCAAUGCUAUAU
Molecule: messenger RNA, 2991 nt
Organism: Myxocyprinus asiaticus (Chinese sucker)
Lineage: Eukaryota; Metazoa; Chordata; Actinopteri; Cypriniformes; Catostomidae
Product: sialic acid-binding Ig-like lectin 7
Exons: 8
Coding region: 514-1740 (408 amino acids)
Source: RefSeq, a predicted model, not a curated record